Molecule: messenger RNA, 3874 nt
Organism: Nymphaea colorata (pocket water lily)
Lineage: Eukaryota; Viridiplantae; Streptophyta; Magnoliopsida; Nymphaeales; Nymphaeaceae
Product: pentatricopeptide repeat-containing protein At4g19440, chloroplastic-like
Exons: 4
Coding region: 208-3021 (937 amino acids)
Molecular function (GO): protein binding
Source: RefSeq, a predicted model, not a curated record
UCCUCUCUCCUUUCUCCCUCGCCCUACGGGGAGAGGCAGGCGGCCGCGCUAGGGGGCGACUCUCCCUCUUCUCUCUCACUCUCCUGCAUUGCUGGAAGCCUAUGACACCACAAGCUAGGCAGGCUUCUCCUCUUCACUUUCCUAUCGAGCGUUGGGACGCCGCGGCUCUCCCAAUACAGGACAAUCAACCUUCCUUCCCUUCUUCGAAUGGACUUCCGACGCCCCUCCUCCCUCCUCAGCCAGGAAGCCAAAACUCUGGCCGUCAACCUCAUCCGUCCGCUCACUGGUGCCGCCUUCGCCUCUGCCCAUCACUAUCAGAACCACCGCUUGGAGUCGGUUGUCGUCGCUGACGAUGACGGCGGCGGAGGCGGCCUCGCGAAGAAGGUGAUGCAGGUUCUCUCCCAACCAUUUCUGGACUCGUCCAAAUGCCGGGAAAUCCUCGGGGGUCUGAGUCCUAUCCAGUUCGAUCGCAUCUUCUCCGAUGUACAGUCCGCUGUAAAUCCGCUUACAUCGCUUAAGUUUUUCGAUUGGGCGUCCAAGACCCGUGAUUUCCCGUUCACUGUCCGAUCGUACUGCGUCCUCGUCCACGUUCUUCUUCGUGCCAACGUUCCGGCAUCGGCUAGAUUGGUUUUGAUUCGCUUGAUCGACUGUAACUUUGCUGUGGCCUUCGCCAACCCGAACGAGCGGCAUCUUGAAGUUGCCCGUGCUCUAGUGGACACUGCUUGCGUAUCUUCUAGCUCGAUGGCGUUUGAUUUGCUGAUUCAUAUAUGCUGUACUACAUUCAAGAAUGCGAGGUUCGCGUUCGAUGCUUUUCAAUUGCUGCGCGUCCACGGUCUCUUCCCUUCUGUGAGAACUUGCAAUUUUCUCUUGAAUUCUCUCGUGAAAUCGAACGAAUUUGAUAAAUGCAGGGUGGUUUUCCAGUCGAUGUCGAUGGGCAUCUCCCCCGAUCUUUAUACUUUUAGUACUAUGAUUAAUGCUUAUUGCAAAUUGGGUAAGGUUGAAGAUGCAAUUGCGUUGUUUGGUAGGAUGGAGGAAUCUGGUUGUUGUGGAAGUGUCAUUACAUAUAACACUAUGAUUCAUGGGCUCUGUAAGAGUGGGAAAUUGGAUGAGGCUUUUCGAUUGAAACAGAGGAUGAUUGAUAAGGGAAUUGAUCCGAGCAUUGUCACUUAUAGUUCACUUCUUAACGGUUUGGUUAAAUCUGAGAGAAUGGAUGAAGCGACCUCUGUUCUGAAUGAAAUGGUUGAAAAGGGGAUUGCUCCCAAUGAUGUGGUUUAUAAUACCUUGAUUGAUGGUUUCUGUAAAGUGGGAAACGUUAAAGAGGCAAUGAGGGUUAGGGAUGAUAUGGUAAUUAGAGGGGUUUCGCCAAACACGGUUACAUGCAAUUCUCUUCUCCAUGGAUUAUCUAAAAUGGGAGACAUGCAGAAAGCAGAGGGGCUUUUGGAGGAGAUGCUAUCAGAAGGCAUUGAUGUUCACCCUGGUGCUGUGAGUAGGAUGAUUCAUUGGCUAAUAGGUCAGUCAAGAUUGGAUUCAGCAGUUAGGCUCUUUGAUGAAAUGCUAGCUAGAAGUGUGAGGCUCAGUGAUGCUAUGUGCACUGUGAUCAUCAAUGAGCUGUGUAAAGUGGGGAAGAUGCAUAAAGCUUUAAGAUUAUGCUCUGAACUGUUUGAGAAAGGAUUUGGAGCUAAUAUUGUAACUUGUAAUGCACUUGUACAUGGUCUCUGCAAAGGUGGCAGCACAAAAGAGGCAGUUACACUUGUCAAACAAAUGCUUGAGAGGGAUAUGUCACUUGACAAUGUGACAUUCAACUCGUUGAUUAUUGGGUGCUGCAAGGAGGGUAGGAUUGAUGAAGGUUUUAGACUGAAAGAAGACAUGAUUAGACGAGGGAUGAGGCUGGAUCUUUUCACAUACAAUGCUCUUUUACAUGGUUUAUGUACUUUGGGUAAGAUGGAAGAGGCCUUGGACCUAUUGAAGAAGACGGUGGAGGCUGGUUUGGUGCCUGAUUUGGUUAUGUACAGCACAAUUAUAAGUGGGUACUGCAAGCUUAAGAACCUUGAUAAGGCAACUGACGUAUUCACACAAUUGCUAGAAUCAGGGCUGGAUCCAAAUGAUGUCGUCUACAAUACGCUUAUUGAUGCACAUUGCAAAAAUGGAAACAUGGCAGAUGCUGUUAGACUCUUCGAUGAGAUGAAACAGAAACACAUCUCACCAACUAACGUUACAUAUGCGUCCUUCAUCCACUACCUCUGCAGCAUUGGAAACAUUGAGGCAGCAAAAAAGAAUCUGGAUGAGAUGAGGAAUGUGGGUUUGAUUCCUAAUGUUGUCUGCUAUACGAUAAUAAUAGAAGGCUACUGUAAACUAGGGCACUUAGAUGAAGCAAACAAUAUGCUUGAGGAAAUGCGUUGUCAUGGUUUGGCUCCAAAUAAGAUAACCUAUACUAUCAUGAUUGAUGGCUACUGCAGAGCUGGUGACCUUGAAAAAGCUGUUAAGUUUUUUAAUGAAAUGGUUGAAAAUGGGAUUGUUCCAGAUAUUGUUACUUAUAACACUUUGGCUUAUGGGUUCUGUAAAGAAGGGAACAUGGAAGAAGCAAACAACAUCAUUGCAAGAAUGCAUCUACAUGACCUGGCUCCAAAUAAAGCCACCUAUGCUGGCAUGGUUAAUGGCUAUUGUAGAGCUGGUGAUGUCAAGCAAGCUGUUAAACUUUUGGAUGAAAUGGAUGCUAGAGGCAUUAUUCCAGAUGUUACAACUUACAACGCAUUGAUUCAUGCAUUCUGUAAGGAAGGAAAUAUGGAUGACGCUUUCAAGUUCUGUGAUCGUAUGGCACAGAGAGGUCUGGUCUUGGAUGAAGUUGCAUAUACAACACUUGUAAAUGGGCUUUAUGUUUCCGGAUAUUCCAAAGAAGCUAGUUUUAUAUCAAAAUGGAUGGUUAAGCAUGGGAUAGUUACUGGGGAUAUCAAGCAUAUGACACUUGAUAAACAAACUGAAAUAUUGAUAGCAAGACACCGGACACAGUCGGAAGAUGGUUGAAUGAAGUUCACAAUGAAUGUGCAUAAUAUUUCAACAAGCAAUAAGAUUAUCUGCAGAGUGCAAGGCAUCCAAAAAAUGUGUUUGGCUGUUUCUAAGGAACGGCAACCAUCGAACGGUCGGUGCUUGUGACUCCAAAAGAUAAAGUGUGUUUGAGCUGAAUAUUCCAUAUCAACGAGUUUUUGGAGGGGAAAGAGGUCAUACCGAAUUCUUGAUCUCGUCCAGAAGGUGCUUCUUGUGGUGAUGAAGAAGCUUAGACAAGCUAGUACCUACCAAUGAACAAGUGGACAAGAAGAAGUUUAUGAUGGAUUUCUACGUCAUUCUUUCGUCCAGUAGAAACAUCAUCCGCCCAUGUAAGUUACUUGAGCCGUAACCGCUGCACAACACUGCCAUAUCAACGAUAAAUGCAAGAUAUGGUCGAAUAUUGGUGGAGAAGGCUUAUAAAUUUGAGAUGCAAUAUUUGGUACUAAUCCUGCACAUCUGAUACAAAAGGAAGAAGAAUAAGAAUGAAGCUAAGAUUUUCCGUGAUUUUCAUUGAAUAAGCAACUAGUUUUUUUGACACAAAAAAGAACGAAAGAGCAAUCUCGUUAUUGGUUGGCCUGAAAUGAGUUUAUUUUUGUGUACAGACCAUGCGAUACGCCAAUAGAUGGGUUUCGAUUUAUUUAAGGAAACCCCCAUUCAGGUGGCGGAAUCUACAGAGACAAUAAUGCAGUGUACAGCCUUACAGUCCGCGACAAGCCUGUGUACAGCCGGUCAAGCAGUUGAACCUGGUAACUGCCCCGCCAGCCCAUCGGACAAGCUUUAUGUAUAUUAAAUUCUUGUUUCCAGACUUGAGCACCAUAAGCCGAUCCAGCUA